Dermacentor andersoni is the source of this 5639-nucleotide messenger RNA. RefSeq lists its product as uncharacterized. NCBI's taxonomy places the organism in Eukaryota, Metazoa, Arthropoda, Arachnida, Ixodida, Ixodidae. Gene Ontology annotation, biological process: ribosome biogenesis. Gene Ontology annotation, cellular component: nucleolus. The record is from RefSeq and is a predicted model, not a curated record.
GCUGAAUUAAUCUCAUGGGUGGCGGCAAUGGAAAAGAAACCUGCCAUGAGUAACUACUUAAGGGGAAAAAACGAAAUUAGGAAAGAAACCAUUUAUGAUAACUCAAAGGGAAGCUCAUUACUUUUCGAAGCGAGAUCGGGAUGCCUUAGAACACGCACCUAUAAAGCGAGAUAUAAGAAUGAAGAAGAAACAUGUGCUUGCUGCGGUAAAGCUAGGGAAACGACGGAACAUAUUUUAUUAGAAUGUGAGGACGUCUACCCAGCGGUCGAUUUAGGCACCACUGGCCUCCUUGAAGCCCUUGGGUUCAGCGGGAGCAGUGGUAAAGCAAACAGGUCCGCAAUAGACAUCAGUAAGAGGCGAUUGGAGGAUUGGUGGAAGAAAAGUAGGGAAACGACAAAAGACGGAGACGUACAAAAGCACAGUUCGCAAUAGGGUAUCAGAAAAUUUGGACGUGGUAGUUCAUAGUGGUUUUUUUUUUUUUUUUUUUUUUUCAUUGGUGAACAUAGGUAGGAUAUUAGGCAGCAUAGUAGUAAGAGCUUGGUGGCGCAAGCCACCGCCCCGUUCCAAAGGGGACGCUCAUAACAUCCAUCCAUCCAUCCAUCCAUUCGAGCUUUGUAUUGAUUAUACGAAGUGGCAACUAGCUCUAGGACGCAGCGCCUGUGGCGUGUGCUGCUAGGCCGGUAAGCGCCCACGUGUUUCUGUUUACUGCUUGGUUAACUUCUCGUCUGUGACAAACCGGUCUAUAUGUUAUCGCCUUCAACCUUGUCGACGUUGUGUCGUUCCUAAAAUGCCAAACCGGAGAACGACAUGUUCGAUCGUCCGUCACAUGCGGCAACUUUCCGACGACGCGCGCUGAUUGACAAGAGUUGAUCCGGAGUCCUCCGCCGGGAUUGGCGCGUCAUCCUGAUAAUCCUGCUUAUUUGCAUAGCUAAGUCGGAGGCACCAUGGCUCUUGCAAACACGUUGCUGUACGCGCUCACGAAUAAUAGCGUAAGCCGGAGCAUCGAUCUGGUCCAACUUGCACUACGUUCCCCUGUCUACAUACCUCAAAAACGAGAAAUCAUUGUCUCGUGGAUCUGUCGAACUGUUGAGAAUCGACAAAGCUCGAAGCUGACAAGCAAUGAAGCUGGCACUCUUUGGAACAUACUUCGGUCGUUGGUCAACGAUAUGCAGCCCCUUGAGGUUGCUUUGGUUCUACAAGAUUCGUUUCUACAGGCAAUGCAGAAGGAACUUGAGCAGCUUGCAAGGACUGAUUAUGCAGAGUGCCUGCUGGAAACAAUGACUGCUCUCAUUCAGAAAGCACCACAAAGCACACUGGCCCUGAAGCUUCCAGUUUUGGUGAAGCUCCUAUCUGUAACAUUGAGGCAGUGUCGGCUGUGCACAAAGAGUACGGAAUUGCUUGAUCAUUUAUGCCUCACAGCUUCUGCUUUAAUGGAGGUUGUCUUAUCGUCAUGGUACCAGCACCCAUGCAGUAUACAGGAGUCAUUUGGUCAUCUGAAACCGUUGCUCAACAACAUGAUGUACAUUUUGCACUUCAAGAAAGCAGCAGCAUCAGAGGCUGUGCAGAAGGUGCACAAAACGAUCAAAAAAUUUGUGCACGCCUGCUUCUUCCUCAGGAACAACAUCACUGCCUGGCUGACAGCCCUGUAUGAGUAUCUCCGGAUAGAUGGUUGGAAUGCCAUGGUUCCUCUUAGCAAGGAACAAAAAGAUGAAUUCAAAAAGGGCAAGGUCGAAACAGAAGAUGAACCGGAAGAUGAAGAUGCAAAUGUGGACGAAAAGAUGGUGGAAGUGCUGCAGUCUGAGCCACAUCGACAAGCAGGGCCACGGAGGGGUGAUGAAUACUUGCUGGAACAGCUCAUGCAGUUUUUCAGUGAAGUACUAAACGAGGAGGCAUCAUCAAAGACACCUCUCGCAAACUACCUUCCUGAGUUCUUUGCCGUGUUCCUCGAGGGCCUCAUUGCUUACAACAAAACUGAAGACCUGCAGUCUAACACUGUACUGUUGGCUUACUUCGCCUACCAUCUUGGUGUUGAAUGCACUGCCUUUGGUGGAACAGUGCCUAUGGACGUGGUGCUGAGCAGAGAGCAACGGCUGUACUACCUUAACCAACUCCUGACAGUGUACCAGGCCACUGAACAAUACUGCCUGGUGGUAGUGAUGCCCCAGUUCAAGCGCAGUCUGUUCAAGCCACGCCGCUGGUUCGGUGAGCUCGCUGCCAAGUUACAGCCCCUGGAGUACAAGAACGCUGCGUGGUUCAAGUGCCUGGGGACCAUAAUGCAGAUUGCACCAAAUCUCGUGGAAGGCAGCAUGAUCAAAACCCUGCAAAAGUGCUGGGAAGUUUGUGGACUGAAUCAACCAGGCCUCCUAAAAGCAAGGAACCUGCUUCUAGAGAGCAUCCUAGCCACCUACACUGAGCUAUUCCGAGUGCCAAAGCUCAUUCGGAAUAUUUUCUCAUCGUUCACGAACCUGAGCACCCGGCUAUCACAGACAAGCAUUCCAGUGUCGUUCCUGCAGAAGUUUGCUGCAUGCUGUGUUAACCUUCCUCCUGGCCAAUUGACGGAGACAUGGCAGUUUCUUGUCAACCAACUCAGCUACUGGACAUCAGAAAACACCACUGGAAACACAUCUGAAGAUGAAGUGCCUAAAAAACCAGAGAACCAUCUCCCCAAGAUCCUCGUUGUUACAGAAAUCUUCCGCACAUUUGCUCAUCACAUCCAAGUGGUCAACCCAACUACACCGCCCUUGUACGUAACAAAGGUCUGUGAACUGAUGCAAGCCACCCGUGAGCUCGCCACACAGAUGAUGGACCUGAGUAUCAAGAAGCAAAGUAAUCAACAUGCCCGUUGUGCACUCUCUGUGUUUCACCUAUGGGGAGAGCUGCAUCUUGUCCUCUACCUGUACCGGAGGAGUUAUGGUGAAGAAUACAUGGCUCCUGAGCUCACAGCACCACUGGAGGCAGACGACCUUUCUUUCCUUCAUCCCUCUCUCACAGCUGAUAAGAUGGAGUCUCUGCUGGCCAUGAUGAGAAAGGACAAGACAAAGCUCAUCUGUCACCACCUUAUGCUGCUAUGGAUUCAAAAGAUAAGAGCUCUUGUUCUUUUCACUGAAAUCACCAAUGAACAUCUUCAAGCUAGUUUGCAAGCUACAGCUAAGUUGGUUUUCUCCCAUGUGGACAUGACUGUGAGCACUUCGGCCUGGUCACAAAGGGUUUGUGAAAUUUCAGAAAGCCGUUUUCCAGUGGUGUCAUUGCACACAUUGCUGGUGAACUUCCCCCUACUAUCCCCUUACUUGCCAGCAAAGAAUGUCACAGCACUCUGUCAAUUCUUCUUGGAAGUGAUGGCACAUAAGAAAGGCAAUGAUUCGGUUGACAGCAAUAAGAAAGUCCUCACUCAGGCAAAAAUUAUCACCACCUACCUUGGAAGCCAGGCAUUCAUCGAGUGCAAAUUGGCUCAGACAUGCUACGUCACAGCUCUGUGGGGACAUGUUUCCACGAUGUUCAAGGCUAGCAAAAGGAAGCUUGACUCUGAAGAAGACCCCACAGGCAUGUGUCGUGCGCUCACAGGCACCCUUUCAGGACCAGUGAAGUGGGAAAAGUAUGCGGAGACUGUUCCACAGGCUGACUACAGCUCAAAAGAGCUGCUUUCUUCUGAAGGCCUCAACAAAAUGUGGGCUGCCAUUCAUGCUGCUUCUGAAAGGUUGGCAGCCAUCAUAGCCACUAAUUCAGAGAAAUUCACCGAGAGAAUCGAUGUGGAAGACGUCUCAUUUUUGUUGGAGGCCUUGGAUCACCUUCCUCUGGGUAGCCUUUUCCCAGGAAACCAGUUGAGGUGUAUGCUUGGCCUUCUGGCUGUGAUCUUUCUUCUUGAGGGUACAACGGUGAAGAAAAGUGGCCCCCUCUGGGAAAAGAGACUGGCAGCUGUGAAGUGCGCGGUGGGCACCUUCUGCGCACUGCUGCAGAGCCCCAGGAGGUCCUGGCUUCUCGACUUUGUCUGCGGAGGAGCCCUCAUAAGCCGGCUAGUUGCAGCCUUCCAGGGCAACCUGUCUCAGGCUCUGGAGGACAAGUCCAUGCUGCAGCUGUACGAGGGCAUACUUGACGCGUUAGUGCGCCAAGCAUUACGGAAGAAGAACACAGUCAGGAUGUUAAAUUCUGUCGUGAAAGAAGUUAAAGAAGUCAUUUCAGCCACAGAGGGUGUUCUUUUAAAAGCGCACACCAGUGCCGCACUGGUUCUUUUCAAGGAGUUGGUGCUGGAGUUGCGCAGAAAGCCUCACGAAGAUGUCAAAAGUCACAUCCAGAAGAUGGCCCAUAAAAUGUCGGAAGGUAUUGCGUCCUGGUUGCAACGACUUCUUGGGUGUAGGCAGCCAUCGGCAGAGAUGAGAAGACACAUCUACACCAUUGGCCUCUUGCAGGCCCAGUACACAUUCUGUUCCCACAGACUGUCCACUGACGAGGAGGUCAGUGACGACUCGUGCAGCGAGGAUACGCUGGCUGCUCUAUCGAUGGCCACAGCAGAACUACAAGAAUCGAAGGCGAGUGAAGUUGCUGACACCCUGGUCGAAGUCAUGGCCCGGGUAGCUCACUUCAGGUCAAGGUCUCCAAAGCUGCUGUCGGCUACUUUUUCAGCACUGGGAAAGGGGAUCUACACCCAACUUGCACUAAGUGCGGCCACUCAGCGAGUGGAGGCAGCCAGUGGCACUGUUUCUUUGACGCUGGAGAACUGCAUUGCGGACAAGCAUUACAAGCUCAUGGAGAUGUUCUUCCAGUCCUGCACAUUGGAAGAAUUGAAAGAUAUCCUUGGAGACCUUGUUUCAACUAUAAUGAAGGACGACGUGCAGUCAGUUUCCAUGAAAGUGCACCUUCAAGUACUCCAGCUUGUUUGCUCGUGUGUGGACAACCAGAAGCAAGAUGGAACCGCAAAAGACAUCAUGUCCAUAAUUCACAAGAUUAUCGAGUACUUCGCUGUCAUCCUGAGUAUAUAUGACAUUUCCGAACACCCAGAGGUUGUUGUAUAUGUUCUCAAGUUUUUUUCAACGCUGUUGACUAUGAGAAGAGUUGUUCUCUCCCAUCGAGGUGGUGUGGUGAUCCUGCAGUCCCUGAGCAGCCUCAACCUUCUGCAUCUGUGGGGCAGAAGCCAGGAACAUUUCUGCCAGUCUGUUAUGGCUGCUUCUAGGCUGCUGAGCAUCUUUCUCAGCAAGAGGAUAGUGAUGGUUGUCGGUUGCACAGUGGCCUACCAAAGCUGCAUUUCCCAUCUUCUCAAGAGCGUCAUCAAAGUGGGUGGAUCUGAGCACUUGAAAAGUGACCCAGUUGUGGCCUAUCAGCUGCACAUGUGUGCCCUUUCCUUGGAAAGAUUGGUUGGCGAGAUAGCCUCACACAAGAAGGAGUUUUCUAAAAUGGGUGGAUUUCUCAUAUCGGACUAUAUCUUGGAGUCAAUAAACACCGUUUUGCACCCUCCAGUAAAGAAGACACUUCAGUUCUUGGUCUACAAGUUGUUUGGGCUUGCAGAUGAGCACAGAAGAGCCAUGGUUCAUGCAACUCUGCCUAAGGAAGGAACAGAAGUGUUCAAGACCCUUUUUGCAGACUCUCAGAGGCUGCGUUUUAAGGGCAAAGUUUAGGGUGUUUGUAGUAAAUAUGCCUAGUGUUCACAA